GCGCAUCCCGCCGCGGGCGGUGCGAGGCCGAGGGGACCCGGCAGCGGAGCGUGAGGACCAGACACCCCCGCGAUGACCAGUUCCCCCGUCUCCAGAGUCGUCUACAACGGCAAGAGGAACAGUAGCCCCCGCUCUCCCCCCAGCAGCAGCGAGAUCUUCACCCCGGCCCACGAGGAGAAUGUGCGCUUCAUUUACGAAGCCUGGCAGGGAGUGGAGCGAGACCUGCGGAGCCAGAUGUCGGGCAGCGAGCGGGGCCUGGUGGAGGAGUACGUGGAGAAGGUCCCCAACCCCAGUCUGAAGACCUUCAAGCCCAUCGACCUGGGUGACCUGAAGCGCCGGAGCACGCCUGACGCCAAGAAGUCCUGAAGCCGGUGUCCCCUCCCCACCCCCCCACCCCCUGCCUCUGGGAGACCCGGGUGCCACCCGAUGUUGGUCUCCCGUGGGCUCAGUUCCUGGGAGGGGGAGGGGCUGUGUGCCCAGGGGGCUGUCAACCCCAGGACCGGGAGGGGCACGAUUGGUGGCCAAGGCCUGCCCUUCCUUCCUGAGCCCCCUCCUUUCCUCCUAGGGGGUCUUGAGCUGCCCCUGCCCCUGGGCGGGUCUGGGCCCUGCCAGCCCCCGCUCUCCCUGUAGUUGUCUCCUCGGAGCUGCCUGCCCCCACCCCAGGGCCUCGGCUCUGACUCCCCUCCACCUCCCGUCACUUUCCAUUGCCCCCACCCCCUGCCCCCCGGCCACUUCCAAGGUCACGAGGGAGACCUGGGGGGCCUGUGCCGUCUCCCAGGCUGGUGGUACUGGGCUGGCCUUGGCCCUGAAGUGGCCAGGAGGCAGGACAAGGGUGGCCCUUCCAUGCCUGUUGUAUUCCCUACCAACUCCUGCUGCUUCUCUGGCCUGGACACGUUGGGGAGCAUCUAAUUCUUCACCCCACUGUCCAGACUGGCCCUGUCCUUCCCUGCAUCAGCUUCGGGUUGGCACCAGCCCUCUGGGCCUGGGAUGUUGCGAGCACCCGCUCAAAAGGGGUCCUGGGCAACCAGGCCUAGCCCCUUGUUGUCUGUGGCCCUGUGGCCACAGCAGCCCCCUUGGGCAGGGGUAUGAGGCUGGCCUUGGCCCUGUGCUGUGUGCUGGGACGGUCACCAGGGCCCCCCUUUCUUCCUGUGCUCUCCAAAAGCCAAGUGUCUGUGACUGAAGCCCAAGGACCAGUGAAUAAAGGCGGGUGGCGCUGGAUCGGC
This is a messenger RNA of Herpailurus yagouaroundi (jaguarundi), 1223 nucleotides long. RefSeq names its product MAPK regulated corepressor interacting protein 1 (gene MCRIP1). The coding region runs from base 73 to 366 and encodes 97 amino acids. Lineage: Eukaryota; Metazoa; Chordata; Mammalia; Carnivora; Felidae. The record is from RefSeq and is a predicted model, not a curated record. The transcript is spliced from 5 exons.